GAUGAAUGAAAGGAGGGGCCUUUCGUAGUUAUUACAUUUCUAUAUAUACAGAUUUGUGUAUAUCUAUAUGUAUAUAUAAAUCUCCCAUUUCUUCCACUUAAUUCUCGCAGAAAUUCUUGCUUCUCUCUAGAUUAUCCUUUUCUCCCUUGAGUCUUCUUCUUCUUCUUCAAUCCUGACCCGUUUUGACUCGAUCCUGGUCUCAUUACCGAUUUAGCCUAACAUGGCUACAUAUACUCCUAAGAAUAUCCUCAUCACCGGGGCUGCUGGAUUCAUCGCAUCUCAUGUCGCCAAUCGCCUUAUUCGUAGUUACCCUGACUACAAGAUUGUUGUGCUUGACAAGCUUGAUUACUGUUCCAGUCUUAAAAACCUGCAACCUUCUAGAUCAUCUCCAAAUUUCAAGUUUGUCAAGGGUGACAUUGGCAGUGCUGACCUUGUCAAUUUCUUGUUAAUCACUGAAUCAAUUGAUACAAUCAUGCACUUUGCAGCCCAAACACAUGUUGAUAACUCUUUCGGUAAUAGUUUUGAGUUUACCAAGAACAACAUUUAUGGGACUCAUGUCCUUCUGGAGGCGUGCAAAGUCACGGGUCAAAUCAGAAGGUUCAUCCAUGUCAGCACUGACGAGGUAUAUGGAGAAACCGACGAAGAUGCACUUGUGGGUAACCACGAGGCCUCGCAGCUCCUUCCUACGAACCCAUAUUCCGCCACGAAAGCAGGGGCGGAAAUGCUUGUUAUGGCUUAUGGUAGAUCAUACGGUUUGCCAGUGAUUACUACAAGAGGAAACAAUGUCUAUGGCCCUAAUCAGUUUCCUGAAAAGCUAAUCCCUAAGUUCAUCUUGCUAGCUAUGCAGGGUAAACCUCUUCCAAUCCAUGGCGAUGGUUCUAAUGUACGUAGUUAUCUUUAUUGUGAAGAUGUUGCUGAAGCUUUCGAGGUCAUUUUGCAUAAGGGAGAAGUUGGUCAUGUUUACAAUAUUGGUACAAAGAGGGAAAGAAGGGUAAUUGAUGUUGCUACAGAUAUAUGCAAACUAUUUUCGAUGAAUCCUGAUUCGAGCAUUAAGUUUGUGGAGAAUAGGCCUUUCAAUGACCAGCGUUAUUUCCUUGACGAUGAGAAGUUAAAGAACUUGGGGUGGUCAGAAAGAACUGUAUGGGAAGAGGGUCUAAAGAAAACGAUGGAUUGGUAUAUCAAAACCCCUGACUGGUGGGGUGAUGUUUCUGGAGCAUUGCUUCCUCAUCCAAGAAUGCUUAUGAUGCCUGGUGGGAUCUGUAAUGACACUUCAUCUCAAUUGUCUGGCAUUACUAGCCAAGAAACUCAAUUGGUGGUUCCAGUUGUGAAAACAAGCGAUUCCUCUAAUAAACCAUCGAUCAAGUUUCUGAUUUAUGGUAGGAACGGUUGGUUAGGUGGUUUACUUGGUAAGUUAUGUGAGAAGCAAGGGAUUUUAUAUGAGUAUGGUAAAGGGCGGUUGGAGAAUAGGUCUUCACUGUUGGAAGAUAUUCAGAAUGUGAAACCCACACAUGUGUUUAAUGCUGCUGGUGUGACUGGUAGACCGAAUGUUGAUUGGUGCGAGUCUCAUAAGACAGAGACUAUACGCACAAAUGUAGCGGGUACUUUGAAUUUGGCUGAUAUCUGUAGAGAGCAUGGGCUUUUAAUGAUGAAUUUUGCUACUGGAUGCAUAUUUGAGUAUGAUGCGAAUCAUCCUGAAGGUUCUGGCAUUGGCUUCAAGGAGGAGGACAAACCUAAUUUUUUUGGUUCUUUCUAUUCUAAGACCAAGGCAAUGGUUGAGGAGCUGCUGAAUGAGUUUGACAAUGUGUGCACUCUUCGAGUAAGAAUGCCAAUAUCUUCAGAUCUUAACAACCCACGAAAUUUCAUUACCAAGAUUUCGCGUUACAACAAGGUGGUUAACAUUCCUAACAGCAUGACCAUCUUGGACGAGCUUCUUCCAAUUUCAAUCGAGAUGGCAAAGAGAAACCUUACAGGAAUUUGGAAUUUCACCAACCCGGGGGCUGUGAGUCAUAAUGAGAUUCUGGAGAUGUACAAGAAAUAUAUAAAUCCGGAAUUCAAGUGGGAUAACUUCACAUUGGAAGAACAGGCCAAGGUGAUCGUCGCUGCUAGAAGCAAUAAUGAGAUGGAUGCUUCCAAGUUGAGUAAAGAAUUCCCCGAUAUGCUUCCGAUAAAGGAAUCGCUGAUCAAAUAUGUGUUUGAGCCAAACAAUAAGAACAACGUUGCAGCUUGAGAAUAGUUAUAGCAGUGUAGUUCUUAGAUAUGAAUUUGCUAAGAAGAGGUCCUCCACUUAUAUUAUUUUUAUUAUUAUUAUUGUUAAAACUUUGUUGCCUUUAUUAAGUAGAUGAUAUGUAUUGUUUUGGUUAAGAAAAAGGUUUGAUUUAUUAUUUUCCAAGUGAGAACCUUCUGUUGUGUGAGAGGAGGCUCUCAACAUAUAUUAAUUUGAGAACUUACUAUAUACAUUGAGCUUUGUUUA
Messenger RNA from Impatiens glandulifera, 2470 nucleotides. RefSeq names its product trifunctional UDP-glucose 4,6-dehydratase/UDP-4-keto-6-deoxy-D-glucose 3,5-epimerase/UDP-4-keto-L-rhamnose-reductase RHM1. The transcript has 3 exons. The record is from RefSeq and is a predicted model, not a curated record. The coding region runs from base 221 to 2227 and encodes 668 amino acids. Gene Ontology annotation, biological process: UDP-rhamnose biosynthetic process; flavonol biosynthetic process; auxin export across the plasma membrane. Lineage: Eukaryota; Viridiplantae; Streptophyta; Magnoliopsida; Ericales; Balsaminaceae. Gene Ontology annotation, molecular function: dTDP-glucose 4,6-dehydratase activity; UDP-glucose 4,6-dehydratase activity; UDP-L-rhamnose synthase activity.